AUAAAAUUUAUAAUAAUUAUACCCCUUAUAUUUAUAUCCUCAACACACCCUAUUUCUAUAGUUAUAAUCAUGAUUUUAACUACAAUCUACAUAAGAAUCAUGAUAUAUAAAUUUAUAAAAUUCUCUUGAUUCAUUCUAAUUAUUACACUUCUUAUCUUAGGAGGUUUACUAGUAAUUUUUCUGUACAUUACAAGUUUAACACCAAAUAAAAAAUUUACUUUUAACAAAAAAUGACUUUUUAUUAGACUUCCAUUAUUAUUGAUACUAAAAAUUAAUAAUUUUCCAAUAAUAUCUAUAAAUAAAAUACAAAUUCAAGAAAUUUUAACAGAAAAACCUCUAAUAAUAUUACUAUUUAUAAUAAUUUACUUAUUAAUCUCUCUAAUUUCUAUUAUAAUAAUUAUUAAAUCAAUUAUAGCCCCUCUUAAAUCUAACUAA
Messenger RNA from Ornithodoros turicata, 435 nucleotides. NCBI's taxonomy places the organism in Eukaryota, Metazoa, Arthropoda, Arachnida, Ixodida, Argasidae. The record is from the annotation of a RefSeq genome assembly.